GCCUCCACUCAAUUUUCGACAGCCUCAACUCUCGUCAGAUCCCGAUCCGACUCCCGACCCAAGACUCCCGACCCGCCGCCGUUAUCUUCGCCAUCUCUCGGCGUCAUCUUCUCCAUUCUCCGGCGUCGUCUUCGUCGUUCGCCGCCUCCCGCCGCCGGCGAUCGUCUUCUCCGUUCGCGCCGCGUCCCGCCGUGCGUCAAGAUCCUGUCUCGGCCAGUCAACGUUCGCCGUUCUCUCUCUAAGAAUAUCUGAUCCCCCCUCUCUCCCCACAUCGCCGAUUAUCAAUCGUAGCUUCGCAAUGGCUGCAAAGAUUCUUGCCAACUUGAUCGUUAUGGGUUCUGGGAUAUUGGGAAGAGCCGUAUUUCAAGCUUAUCGCAAAGCACUUGAAAAUGCCAGCAAAAAUGGUGUUGCACAUGAAGCGAUUAACAAUAUCCGAAGACCGAGUAAAGUUUUGACGGAACAAGAAGCUAGGCAGAUUUUAGGACUGAGCGAGCAGGCAUCAUGGGAAGAAGUUUUGCAGAAAUAUGAUGCAUUGUUCGAACGAAAUGCUAAGAAUGGAAGCUUCUAUCUUCAAUCAAAGGUUCACAGAGCUAAGGAAGCUUUAGAGAGUGUCUACCGAGGGGACAGUACAGGAACUAGCUGAAAUAUACCUGAUUUUUUGUGUUCUGGGUGAGAGGAAGCCAUAUACAUGUUGCAUUUAUAUCCUUUGAAGUCCCAUGUUCUAAAUUAGCAAGUAAUGAUUUAUGGAAGAGAAAAUGUAUAUAUAUUCCUAAGCCUGAUGUAUAACUUCAAAAGAAUAAGACCUUGGAUGUUGGCUUGUUGCUGCAUAACUAAGGGCAUGAAGUGAAAAAGGAGUGUGCGCUGAAGUUUUGAAUAGCGGAGAUUGGCGCUUGCGUUCUAUUUGAACCUCGUUGAUUGCUUAAAACCUUAAGUGUAGUAGAAUAAUCUUGUGGAUGUCAUUUUGACAUCUUAUUAGUAUCUCAUCUGAGGAUGUUUUGCUG
Molecule: messenger RNA, 1001 nt
Organism: Asparagus officinalis (garden asparagus)
Lineage: Eukaryota; Viridiplantae; Streptophyta; Magnoliopsida; Asparagales; Asparagaceae
Product: mitochondrial import inner membrane translocase subunit PAM16 like 2-like
Exons: 4
Coding region: 299-643 (114 amino acids)
Biological process (GO): protein import into mitochondrial matrix
Cellular component (GO): TIM23 mitochondrial import inner membrane translocase complex
Source: RefSeq, a predicted model, not a curated record